AUGACGCGGCCUCUCAACCGCCUAGACCCCGCGCCCACACGUCCCUCGGGAGCGCUCUCUGUCUUCCUCAAGCACGCCCCCCACGCGCCCCUCAAUUUCGUUCUCAGCGACUCCCGUGACCUGCGCUGCCUCGGCCCUCUCUUGGGCCCCUCUGCGCGCUCCCUCACAAGCCUGGGCCUUGGGCUCAAGGAGCCUCCACCCGGGACUGUUACGCAGUAUCGUAUUGAGAGGAAGGACGGGAUGAUUAUAUGCACUCCUCAAGAGGAUGUUGGUUUUAUUCAGGUGAAUCAGCUGAUGUAUCCGGGCGUCCUUGAGGGGUUUGAGCAGCUGCAGCGGCUGAAGCUGGGCCAUGGGACGUGGCAACUAGGCAAGCUGAAUCCAGCGAGGUUCCGGGCUUUAAGAAAACUGAGCAUCCUCGAGUGCGAUGGAAAUGAUAUGUCCUUUCUUUCAUCCGUCGCACCGCAGCUGCAUGAACUCGCUCUCGCCUCCUCCCGCCAUGGCUCUGGCUCUACCACCCUCGAGUUCAAGCUCACCGCUGCUCGAGCUAUCACAGUCUGCUUUGAGAAAGCGCUCCUCCUCCGCUGCGCCCUGCCUGCCUCUUUGAAGAGCUUCUCUGCCGCUGCAGAGUGUCUUGUCGUGGAUUGCACAUGCAACAGCCCCCCGUCUCUCGACUCGCUCUCUCUCAUUGGCCGCUCGCAGCUUCUCGUUUCUUCUCUCCCAUUGGCUGCCGCCAAAUCCGCCUAUUUGAACGGGCCAAACAAUCGACCAACCAAAGGAGACUGGUGGAAUGAUCUUCCCUGUUCCGAUCUCGAAUCCCAACUCGCCGUGACCGAUCUGCUCAGCAGCAUAGCGCCUACAGUGGAGACACUUGUAUUGAGGUACGGCUGGCCUCUGGAGGGCGUGCGUGUGGAGUGGAACCAGCUGCGCCACCUCAGCAUUGGCAUGAAAGCAGGUGGGAGAGGAGCGGUGCAAUUAGGUCAGAUGGGCGUGGCGGGUUAG
Closterium sp. Naga37s-1 is the source of this 999-nucleotide messenger RNA. NCBI's taxonomy places the organism in Eukaryota, Viridiplantae, Streptophyta, Zygnematophyceae, Desmidiales, Closteriaceae. The record is from the annotation of a GenBank genome assembly.